UGUUCCAGCUUUGGCCGAGGUCCGGGCCUGAAGCUGGAAAAUGCUGCCGGCGCGCCAGGAGAGGUCCUCCUCCAGGAAGAGGACCGGGCUGAGUCGCUGGAAACAGUUUACAAGGAAGCCGAGUCCCAAGCCUACUUUUGACGCUGACAAUGUGGAACACUGGAUUAAGAGAGUGGAGAAAGCCUCAGAAUUUGCAGUUUCAAAAGCAUUUUCUGCUGGAAAUUCAGACUUACCUGGAAAGCUUUGGGGCCAAAUCAUAGAUUUGGAAACAUCUGAGCAAACAGAGGAUCAUGAUGAAGUCUAUGCAGAAGCUCAGGAGCUGGUCAAUGACUGGUUAGACACCAAACUUAAGCAAGAACUAGCAAGUGAUGGGGAAGGUGAUGCUGAAGACGCUAUGUCGAGUAUCCCUCCUGUGCCAGAAGCCAAUGGUCAUUUGAAAUAUGACAAGUUUGAUGAUUUAUGUGGCUAUUUGGAGGAAGAAGAAGAAAGUACCACCGUUCAAAAAUUUAUAGACCAUCUGCUCCAUAAAGAUGUGGUAGCUUCUGGGAUGUUGGAAGAUCUUGGAAUGAAUGGAAACCUAGACAAGAAACAGCAGAAGGAUCCUCGUCUUACCAUGGAGAUGAGACAUAAGCAGGUAAAAGAAAAUCGCUUAAGACGUGAGAGAGAACUGGAGCGCCAGAGAAUUGAAAAGACCCUGGAAAAAUCGGCCUUCCUAGAGGCUCAGUAUCUGGUGCAAGAAGAGAAGAAAAGGAAGGCUCUGGAGGCCAAGAGAGAGGAGGAGGAGAUUCAAAGGGAGAUGGUAAAGCUGCGGAGGGAGAUCAUUGACAGGAGACGCACAGUGGAAGAAGCAUGGAAAACAGAGAAGAAAAAGCAAGAAGAAAAUUCUCAAAAAAAUCCGGAAAAAGGCAUGUUUCAAAGUGUUCAUAUUCUUCAGGAUGAAGAAAAAAUGGCAAAGGAAAGAAAGAAGAAACUGAAAGAGUUAUUAAUCCAAACUUACAAGGAAGAUCACCAGUGUCAAAAACGGUAUUUCUCUGCCUGGCACAAGCUGAUUCUUGAUCACAGGAUUAAGCUGGGGAAAGCUGGGACCCUGUCCGACUGGAAGCUUCAACUAAAGGUUCUGCGGGCCUGGAGAGACUACACAAGAUCCCGGAAGUUGGAGCGGGAGACACAAGCCAUGGAAAAUGACCUCAGGGAAGAAAACAGAAAACAACAACUGGCCACUGAGUAUAACCGGAAACAAGUUCUCCAACACUGCUUUACGGAAUGGCAGCAUUGGCAUCGUGCAGAGAUCCUAAAGAGAGAGCUGGCUCUGACAAAGGAGGAAACCAGGAAGAAAAUCAAUGAGCUGCUGAAGGCGGCAUCGCUAGGGAAACUCAGUGCAAACAGGUCAUCAGGCAUCAGUCUACCUGAGGAGGCACCAGCUAUGGUGGAUCCACCUGCAAAAAAUGGAGAGGUGACUGCCGUGCCCGCUUUGUGGGAAAAGCUUCCCUCAGGCAGCAGUGGUUUUAUGCCCAGCCCCCACCUAGGAAGACGAACAAAGAGCAACUUGCAGGUUCCCCUCCAGAAUGUCCCUCUGAACACAUCUGACAAUAAGCAGCAUAAAACCCUGAAUGUGGAACCCUCCAAACAACCUGGCAGCAACAAGAAGCUCAGAACUACCAGCCAGAAAGCAGCACCCAUUUGCUUGGGUCAUUUCCACACCCGCCAUGUCUUCCAGCAACAGCUGAUUGAAAGGCAAAAGAAGAAACUUCAAGAACAGCAGAAAACAAUUCUGGAGCUAAAGAAAAACCAGCGGCUAGCGGAGGCUCGGUUGACAGCAGAGCGUGCCGCGGCAGUCACGGAUGCACAGAGCCGCCAGCUGUCAAACCCCAGAGAAGAAGAACCAAAAAGAACCUGCCAGGUGCUUCCAAAUUCGCCUGUUGCUUCCUCUGGGACUGAAGGUAGUAGAAGUGACUCCCGAAAUUCUCUUUCUGGACCCAGAAGGAACCCAAGGCAGCUGAUGGCACCCCAUCCCAUACUAAAAGCCAUGGAAGAGAGAGCAGUUCAGCGAGCUGAACGUAGGCGCAUCUUGACAGAGAGGAAGAAAAAACAAGAAGAAGAGAAAUUGGCCCAGUUAAAGGCCCAAGAGGAGGAGCGUCAGAAGAGGGAGGCAGAAGAAAAGGAGGCUCAGCUUGAGAAAAAACGAGAAGAGAAGAGACUGAAGAAACUGAAGGAACUAGAGAAGCAGAAGAGAAUUAAGAGGAACCAGCAGCUGGAAGCAAUAGCCAAAGAACAUUAUGAAAGGGUCUUGCUAAGAAAAAAAGGUCUGGAGCCUUGGAAGAGGUUGAGAAUGCAAAGCAAGCAAAACAUCCAGGUGGCCGAAGAACAUCACUCUUUGGCCCUACAGAGGAAAUGCCUGCUGACCUGGUUCCGGUUUAGUCAGGAAAGCCUGGCUGGGAAGACGGCCCAGGCUGAUCAACUUUAUUCCCAAAUGUUGCUUAGGAGAGUCAUCCGGAGCUGGGCGCAGUACCUGACCGAUCUGGCGGAAGAAGUACAAAAACUAUGGGUACAUUUUCUUCAGAAGAAGAUUUUCAGGGCCUGGUUUAACCUGGUCAAGGAGGCCAAGAUGGAUGCUCAGAGCAAGCACGAGACUGCAGUGGAGCACAGUGACAGGAGGAUUCUCCGGAUCACAUUUCAGACAUGGAAGAAGUUUGUAAAAUUUAUGAAAGAGGAAAGAGUCAAAGAAGAAAGGCGAGAGCAACUCCGGAGGAAGGUAGCUGAAAUUCUUCCAGACUUCCAGCUGCUCGCCCCACCGUGACUCAGUCGUACCAGCAGUCAUAUACUCGGCCCUUGUGUAAGAGGAGUCCUGGGUGUGCAGUGAGCACGGACCAGUGCAGUGUGUAUGAUGGGACUCUCGAUUGGUCCAUAAUAUGUGUGUUAUCUCCACCCACCUAGACGUGCAUAUCCCUGGUUUAUGUUCUGUCAUAUACUUCUCGGAUCAAAGGAAUUAUUUGGAGAAUUUGUACUUCCUUUUUUGAUUUCUCUUGGAUUGCUGCUCAGUUCACUAGAGCAUUUAUCACAGCGGGAUCAUCCAAAGGAACAGUCUAGAGCUCUACUGUUCCAGUGUAUCCUAUGUAUUUUUAGCCUCGUAAACUUUAAAAAGGACAAGUGUUUGCUUGCCUGAGGCUGUGAAGGAAAAUAUGUGUCCUCAGAGCUCAAUGUGCAUUGCUGACAAAUGUAACUUUAAUCAAAUAGAAAUGAAAAGUAGUGAGUACUUACAAAAGGAGUCCUAAGUGGUCAGUCUUCUAGUCCCUCAGCCUCUGCCAGACCCCAACCUUGGUGUCCACUGCUGAUGGAAAACCACGGAUCAAAAGGUACAGUGCACAGCUGCUGAAAGGGAUGCAGCACGGCCUGGUCUCAGAGAAACUGCAGCACCAGAGACCCUCCUCCUCAGUGCACCUGACAAGCAGGAAGGGGUCCCAAAAGCUAAUGACUGUCCAAGGCAGUCCAGCAAUUCGCUAAAAUGUCAGCCCAUGCUCCCAGUCGCAGCUUCUAAACAAUACACUCCAUCUGUCUGUCUUCAUGUGCUCAGCUCAGUGUGAUCUACAUAUUGAGGUACUUAUCUUGAAUUCAAAGAAUGUUUCAAUCUUUAAGGUGUUAAAGACUGACAGACAAAAUGCUCCCUUCUGUGAAUUGUCUCAGAGAAUUAGCUGCUAGAAAAAAAAAUUUUCAUUACAAAAUACAUGUUUAUUACAACAAAUUCAAGUAGCCGACGAGUGCACCCUGCAAAAUGAGAAAGUCCGUUGCAGCCCUGAGGUAACUACUAUUAUUUGGGAAGUUGAAAAUUUGAGUUGGUGAAAUAAAAUUCUGUGUGUUGUUGUUCAGUAAAUUCUGUUAUUGUCUCUUACUUCCCAGAAGGGCUAUCCAGCUACACCACCUGCAAAAUGACUUACAUCCUUCUUCUGUGGAAGAUGUGUGAUGAUUUAUUCAGAUAUGACAAAACAAACACCCUAAUGGAACUUCAUUCCUCUACAGUGUUCCUGUCCCCACACGUUUUUCCUCUAAUAUAAUUAUACAGUUGUCACCUAAAAACUCUUUUUAAGGGCCGGCCCUGUGGCUUAGUGGUUAAGUGCGUGCGCUCUGCUGCUGGCGGCCUGGGUUCGGAUCCCGGGCGCGCACUGACGCACCGCUUCUCCGGCCAUGCUGAGGCCGCGUCCCACAUACAGCAGCUAGCUAGAAGGAUGUGCAGC
Diceros bicornis minor is the source of this 4229-nucleotide messenger RNA. It is a transcript of the gene CCDC191, whose product is annotated as coiled-coil domain containing 191. The record is from RefSeq and is a predicted model, not a curated record. Bases 41 to 2797 code for a protein of 918 amino acids. Gene Ontology annotation, molecular function: phosphatase binding. The transcript has 17 exons. Lineage: Eukaryota; Metazoa; Chordata; Mammalia; Perissodactyla; Rhinocerotidae.